This is a messenger RNA of Magallana angulata, 516 nucleotides long. RefSeq lists its product as uncharacterized. The transcript has 3 exons. The record is from RefSeq and is a predicted model, not a curated record. The coding region runs from base 1 to 516 and encodes 171 amino acids. NCBI's taxonomy places the organism in Eukaryota, Metazoa, Mollusca, Bivalvia, Ostreida, Ostreidae.
AUGAACACUCUUGAGGCAGACGACUACUGUCGAUUAACGACUGGUGGACGACUGGCGCCGUACAUAGACUCAUUACAGUACAACCACCUGCUUAGUUUACGGCCAGUGGACGCAAAGGACACGUUCAUUGGAACCAAUCAUAUUGCAUUGGAAGACACGUGGGUAAACUUUGACGGAACUCCGAUCCAUAAUAAUGGAUUUAUAUAUACGAUGACAAACUAUCCCGUAGAUCAACCUAAUGGAGGAACCGGACAGAACUGUGCUGUUAUUAAUGCAAAACCUGGUGAUGCGACAUACAUUCCAAGCGAAACCCAGGACAAAUCCUGUACAACACAUUCAUCAACUGACAUGCUUUGUUACAACGAAGGUAAACCAUUCCAACUUUACGAGUCACGUGGUGACGAGUGUAUGAUUGGUGUUCGAAUAGCACGAGAAAUCAGUUCUAGCCCGUCUUCUUACAAAGACGCAUCUAUCAUGGACGAAUACGGGGAUGCCGGUAUAAGUUCCGAGGUUUAG